This is a messenger RNA of Austrofundulus limnaeus, 1504 nucleotides long. RefSeq names its product fructose-bisphosphate aldolase A. The record is from RefSeq and is a predicted model, not a curated record. The coding region runs from base 106 to 1197 and encodes 363 amino acids. Gene Ontology annotation, molecular function: fructose-bisphosphate aldolase activity. Gene Ontology annotation, biological process: glycolytic process. The transcript has 7 exons. NCBI's taxonomy places the organism in Eukaryota, Metazoa, Chordata, Actinopteri, Cyprinodontiformes, Rivulidae.
GAGGAUAAAUACAAGGGCCAGCACACAGAAGAGGUGUCGCAGACGAAGGUCGGAUCUCCUGCAUCUCUCUUGUCUCAGCUCUCCUCCCAGCCUCAAAGAGUCAGGAUGCCUCACGCAUACCCUUUCCUCACUCCUGAGCAGAAGAAGGAGCUCAGUGAUAUUGCUCAGAAGAUUGUUGCUACUGGCAAGGGAAUCCUUGCUGCAGAUGAGUCCACUGGCAGCGUGGCCAAGCGCUUCCAGAGCAUCAAUGCUGAGAACACUGAGGAGAACAGGAGGCUGUACCGCCAGCUCCUCUUCACUGCUGACGACCGCAUCGUGCCUUGCAUUGGUGGCGUCAUCCUCUUCCACGAGACCAUGUACCAGAAGACCGAUGAUGGCAAACUCUUCACACAGUACCUCAAAGAAAGAGGCAUGGUGGUUGGCAUCAAGGUCGACAAGGGUGUCGUCCCCCUGGCUGGAACAAACGGCGAAACAACCACCCAGGGUCUUGAUGGACUGUAUGAGCGUUGUGCACAGUACAAGAAGGAUGGGGCUGAUUUUGCCAAAUGGCGUUGUGUUCUGAAGAUCACCCCUACCACUCCCUCAAGACUGGCCAUCAUUGAGAACGCCAAUGUCCUGGCUCGCUAUGCUAGCAUUUGCCAGAUGCACGGCAUCGUCCCCAUUGUUGAGCCUGAGAUUCUCCCUGACGGCGACCACGACCUGAAGCGCUGCCAGUACAUCACYGAGAAGGUUCUGGCGGCCGUCUACAAAGCCCUGUCUGACCACCAUGUCUACUUGGAGGGCACCCUGCUCAAACCCAACAUGGUUACCCCUGGACACUCCUGCUCACACAAGUACAGCAACCAGGAGAUUGCCAUGGCCACUGUUACAGCCCUGCGCCGCACCGUCCCCCCUGCAGUCCCUGGAAUAACCUUCCUCUCUGGUGGCCAGAGCGAGGAGGAGGCCUCCGUCAAUCUGAAUGCCAUGAACCAGUGCCCUUUGCACAGGCCCUGGGCUCUGACCUUCUCAUAUGGCCGUGCCCUGCAGGCCUCUGCCCUGAAAGCCUGGGGAGGCAAGAAGGAGAAUGGAAAGGCUUGCCAAGAAGAGUUUGUCAAGAGAGCUCUGGCUAACAACCAGGCCUGUCAGGGUAAAUAUGUUUCUUCUGGAGCCAGCGCUGCUGGUGGAGAGUCACUGUUUGUGGCUAAUCAUGCUUAUUAAGCACUGACACACUUUUAACCUUCUACUCACAGUUAUUGCAUCACCAUAGAAAAAAAGAGUGCCUUAUUAAAUUCUUUGUCCUCCACUUGUAACAGCAACUUUAACAACUUUUUACCACCUUGUCAGAAAGGAAAAAAGUAAAAACUUUGAAUUUAGUGGUUGAUGGAUAAUGUUUGUCACCAUUCCCUUGCCUUUUAUGUUUAAAGGUGAAGAUUCCCUUUUUGUUUUUACACAACUUAGUUUCUUUGUCUGUCUUCAACAAGGGCAGAAUAUAACUGGUACGAUGAAAUAAAGUUUAUAUCAAAUC